UUCAGUAACUAAGUAAUUUCAUUUAGUCUUCGUACAGCUUGUGAGCAGCUCAUACAUAAAAUUUACUUGUGUAGUUUUGCAUUAGUGAAGUACAUAAAAUGUUCAUAGUGAAUUUUUUCUUCAGUUUUUGUGUAAUUUCCUUAUGUAUGAUCCUAUGGUCGCGUAGGAAAUACUAUAAAUUGAUGUUUAAGUUGCCAGGCCGAAUUGGAUAUCCCAUCCUGGGCAAUGCUUUACAAAUCAAACAAAGAGAUGAAAUCUUAAAUACAAUGAAAGAAAAAGAGGCUGCAUAUGGAGGUAUAUUCUUAUCUUGGAUCGGUCCGUUCCCCAUAGCUGUCGUGAGCGACCCUCAAAUAGCACAGGACAUUUUAACAUCGCCAAAUUGUGUUAACAAGAGUUUUGUGUAUAAAGGGAUGGAGGACGCAACAGGACCAGGGUUAUUCACAAUAGAUGAUCCUGAGUGGAGUUAUCAUAGGAAAUUAUUGAAUCCGGCUUUCGCGCAUAAGAUAUUGCUUAAUUUCAUUCCAAUAUUUAAUAAAGAGGUUGAUAAGUUAGUGCAAGUUUUUGAAACUCUAACCGAUGUUGAUGGGCUGGAUUUGGUGCCUAUACUACAGGAAUUUACAUUGCAAAUAGCUACUCAAACGACGAUGGGUCAAAAUGGCUCAGCUGUUGAUGAAUCGUUAGUGCAAUCUUUUCCAUACGUUCAAGAGACCAUUACCGAAAUGGGUACUCUAUCGUGGUUAGGCAUGAAGGUGCUGGUUUGGAUUUUGGGAGAUUAUGAGAGAUAUAAAAGGUCCAAAAUGGCUAUUCGUAAAUGCAUAGGAAAUCUAAUAACGGAACGCACUAAGGUUACGCCGGACCAAUCGAAGUUGGACGGCAAUAUCUUUAUAAACCGAGCUAUCGAAUUACUUCAGCAAGGGAGCUUUACGCGUAAAAAUGUUGAAGAUGAAUCAUUUGUCAUAGUUUUCGGGGCUUUUGAAACGACGGCAACCACAUUAAAACACAUUUUAAUUUUAUUGGCUAUGCACCCUGAAUGUCAGGAGCGAGCAUUUGAAGAAGUCUCUUCAUUGUUCCCGGAAAGCGGAUCUUUCGAAAUGAGUUAUUCGGAUAUUCAACAACUUUCGUACGUUAGCAUGCUGAUUGAUGAAACGAUGCGUGUCAUGGCCACCGUUCCACUAGUCGGAAGACAGCUGAAUGCGGACACGAAACUAAGCAACGGCAUCGUUCUGCCCAAGGGAAUUCAAAUACUAAUCGAUAUAUUUAAUAUGCAACGCAGGGAAGAUAUUUGGGGGGCGGAAGCUCACCGCUUUAACCCUGAAAAUUUCUUGCCGUCGAAUAUAGAGGGAAAGCAUCCGUAUUCAUAUAUACCCUUUACCAAAGGCAUGCGGAAUUGUAUAGGCUCUAAAUAUGCUUUAUUGUCGCUAAAAAUUGUCGUGGCCAAACUUGUAAGGAAUUUCCGAUUCACAACCGACUUUGAAUACAGCAAUUUACAUUUCGUCGAAAACAUUACAAUAAAACUCAAAGAAGAGCCGCUGAUCAGAAUUCAUAAGCGAGAGAUGUAAUUCCUUUAAAUGCAUAUGUUCAGUUAUACAAAAAUGUUUACUUAAUAAUAACUGUACAAGCGUUACCACCAUAUUGUAAUUUACAGCUUCACUUCACUACAAAAAACGGCAUAUUGGAGUAAUACCGAACUGAUCGGAUAAAGUAGGCUUUUUAGAAUUAGUUAAUACAUAUAAUUAAACACACAUUUAAAACGGGGAAUAUUAUAUGAAAAUUGAUUUUUUUUGUAAUAUAUUUGAUACAUGCGGGAAAAAUAAAUCAGAAAGACGAAAAGUAUCAUAUUAAGGGUAUGCGUGCUAGACCAAGGGCUAGAGUUCGGUGCCAUACCCACUUCCCAGCAAAUUCAUCCAAAAGUGCUUGCUUUUGUAGCAUAGUAUAUUGCGUUGUUAUACCACUUAUACCUUCACGGUUAACUGCACUUUGUAGGCGUACCACAACAAUGGACAUUCCUGAUUUCUUUAAAAUAUUGUGUCUCUGUGCCUCUGGCACCCAUAUACCUGUUAUACGACUUUUCAAACUUCCGGUGGACUUUAUACCAUAUAUAUCUAGAGGUUAAUUUGUGAGAUAUUUUAGCCUAAUUCAGUGAACGUAUACUUAGAAUGUAAUGUAGCUUGGUGGAUAAAAUGGCUUAAAACGGUCCAGGAAUACCCCAGCCCCCAUAUUAGUAUACGUAUAGUAUGGUAGUAUCAUAUACAGAGAUAGUCAAAAUUAUUUACACAUCGAACGUUUUUUACCAAUUUGAUAGAAAAGACUUUGCUAAAGAUCUAUACCUAAUAGCCAUUUACAAUACAAAAUAAAAAUCUACAAUAAUUAAUAUACAUUAAUAAUAUAUCUUUGGUUGAUGGGUUAUCGAGUAGCCGGCAGUGUGAAGGG
Zeugodacus cucurbitae (melon fly) is the source of this 2430-nucleotide messenger RNA. RefSeq names its product probable cytochrome P450 313a4. Gene Ontology annotation, molecular function: iron ion binding; heme binding; oxidoreductase activity, acting on paired donors, with incorporation or reduction of molecular oxygen. Lineage: Eukaryota; Metazoa; Arthropoda; Insecta; Diptera; Tephritidae. The transcript has 8 exons. The record is from RefSeq and is a predicted model, not a curated record. The coding region runs from base 99 to 1559 and encodes 486 amino acids.